Oryzias latipes (Japanese medaka) is the source of this 2687-nucleotide messenger RNA. It is a transcript of the gene stxbp1b, whose product is annotated as syntaxin binding protein 1b. Gene Ontology annotation, biological process: vesicle-mediated transport. NCBI's taxonomy places the organism in Eukaryota, Metazoa, Chordata, Actinopteri, Beloniformes, Adrianichthyidae. The record is from RefSeq and is a predicted model, not a curated record.
UGGACCGGAAGCGCGCUUGUCCUCUUCUGCUCUGCGUGUCUGCGUGUGCAUGUAGACGCGCGGCAUCAUGUCUCCUCUUGGACUGAAAGCCAUUGUUGGGGAAAAGAUCAUGAACAAUGUCAUCAAGAAAGCCAGGGAGAAAGGAAAAUGGAAGGUUCUGGUGGUGGACAAGCUGAGCAUGAAGAUGGUUUCCUCCUGCUGUAAGAUGACAGACAUCAUGUCAGAGGGAAUCACCAUUGUGGAGGACAUAACGAAGCGGCGUGAGCCUCUGCCCAGCAUGGAGGCCAUCUACCUGAUCACACCGUCAGAUGAGUCUGUUGAAGGUCUCAUCGAGGACUUCAGAGACCCGCAGAAUCCCAGGUACCGAGCAGCCCACGUCUUCUUCACUGACACAAUACCAGACUCCUUGUUCGGACUGCUGACCAAAUCCCGCGCCUCCAAAGCCAUGAAGGCCUUGACUGAGAUCCACAUAGCCUUCCUACCAUACGAGUCUCAGGUGUUUUCCCUGGACAAAGCUGAGGCCUUCCAGGAUUUCUACAGCCCCUUCAAGGCCGACGUGAAGAGCAACAUGCUGGAGCGCUGUGCCGAGCAGAUCGCUACCAUGUGUGCCACGCUGAAAGAGUAUCCUGGAGUCCGGUACAGAGGGGACUACAAGGACUGUGCAGUUCUGGCCCAGAUGCUGCAGGAGAAGCUAGACGGCUACAAGGCUGAUGACCCCACCAUGGGAGAGGGUCCAGACAAGUGCCGCACUCAGCUGCUCAUUGUGGACCGCGGCUUUGACCCGGUGUCCCCCCUCCUGCAUGAGCUGACUCUGCAGGCCAUGGCCUAUGACCUGCUGGGCAUCGAAAAUGACGUGUACAGCUUUGAGACCAGUGGGAUGGGGGAGACCAGGAUGAAGGAGGUGGUGCUGGACGAGGACGACGACUUGUGGCUGAGUCUGAGACACAAACACAUCGCUGAAGUGUCCACGGCUGUAACUCGCUCUCUGAAGGAGUUUUCUGCCAGCAAAAAGAUGAACACUGGAGAAAAGACCACCAUGAAGGAGUUGUCUCAGAUGCUAAAGAAGAUGCCUCAGUAUCAGAAAGAGCUCAGUAAGUAUUCAACACACCUCCACCUGGCAGAGGACUGCAUGAACCGCUACCAGGGCACCGUGGACAAACUGUGCCGCGUAGAGCAGGAUCUGGCCAUGGGCACAGAUGCAGAAGGCGAGAAAAUUAAGGAUCCCAUGCGGCUCAUCGUCCCCGUUCUGCUGGACGCCAAUGUUAGCGUAUUUGACAAGAUCCGCAUCAUUUUGCUCUACAUCUUCCUAAAAAACGGUGUGACUGAAGAGAACCUGUGUAAGCUCCUUCAGCAUGCCAGCAUCCCGCCUGAAGACAGUGACAUCAUUUCCAACAUGGCCCACAUGGGUGUUCCCAUCAUCUCAGAGGGGACUGUCAAGAAGGCCAAGAAAGCCGAUCGUAAGGAGCGUGUCAGUGAACAGACCUACCAGCUCUCCAGAUGGACCCCUCUCAUCAAAGAUCUCAUCGAGGAUGCAAUUGAGGACAAACUUGAUCCAAAGCAGUUCCCGUACAUUUCCCAGCGACAGGUUUCUGCCAAAGCCAGCGCUCCAUCCAGUGCUCGAUAUGGUAACUGGCACAAGAACAGGGGGCCCACAGAGAUGAAGACUGGACCCAGGAUCAUCGUCUUCAUCAUUGGAGGCGUGACCUACAGCGAGAUGCGUUGUGUGUAUGAGGUCACACAGGCCAAUGGCAAGUGGGAGGCGCUGGUUGGAUCCACCCACAUCCUCACACCCACCAAAUACCUGAAGGAGCUGCAGCAUCCAGACUUCCUGGACCCCAACACCCCACCAGAGGGCAGCGUGGAGCCACCUGCUGAAUGACCAGAUGCUUGGAGGACUAACGGGGAUCUUGUCUCCUUCUCGCCUUCUGAAAGCCCUCAAAGACUUAGAGAAAGACCAGAUAAGACGCUCUUCCCCAACCUUAUCUAGCACCCCCCCCACCCCAAGAACCACCCACACUGAGUGUUGCUAAACGUCUUUCUGCUGUAAAACAAGGCUGUUGAACUAAAAAUGUUGACUUUGAUGAAUGUGUUGAUGCUUGUAAGAGCUUGUAAAGUUACUGAAGUUGUGUUAAGUUGUUGUUUCUUUGUGAAGUUGAUGUGUGUGUCCUUGUUUAGAUGAAUGGAGGAUUUCCAGCCGUUCAAUUUGCCUCUUGAAUCUCUGUAAAACCCAGCUAUUCAAAUGGUCUAAAUGGAACAAACUCAAAUCAGAACUCUUUCUUCUCAUACCAAAUGACUAUAAUCUAAACUAACCUAACAGUUAUUCGUGUCACUCAUGUCCUUGGACAAAUGACACUAUGUUUAUUCUAAAAUCUCCCUUUUCCCAAUAGGUUUUUGUGUUUUCCAUGUUAACAACAUACAGUGAGGGGACGAUGUUGAUCUGAUUUCACACAGAGGUGUAGCAGAAGCCUUUGAACAUGGAUGGACCGCGCCGUCUCCUGUCUGUGUGUCAGCAGUGUUUCUCAAUCUUCGUCUUGAUUUAGAGUAGUCCUGCUGGAUCUUUGUGCUUCACCAUGAUGCUGUUGUUGUUAGUGAUGCUUUCUAUAGUUUUAUUCAGUCAAAGACCAACAGGGCGUGGUUUAAGUCUUUUUCUGUGUUACGUACCAUUAAAGUGGCUUCCAAAAAAUCUG